Messenger RNA from Rosa chinensis, 889 nucleotides. Its product is annotated as protein LHCP TRANSLOCATION DEFECT. Gene Ontology annotation, cellular component: chloroplast stroma; chloroplast envelope. The transcript has 3 exons. Lineage: Eukaryota; Viridiplantae; Streptophyta; Magnoliopsida; Rosales; Rosaceae. Gene Ontology annotation, biological process: granum assembly; intracellular protein transport. Gene Ontology annotation, molecular function: peptidyl-prolyl cis-trans isomerase activity. The record is from RefSeq and is a predicted model, not a curated record. Bases 58 to 729 code for a protein of 223 amino acids.
GAGUGGAUAGAGGAGUGAUCAAGCUCAGAAAGUUCACAGUUACUAGAGAACUCAGACAUGGCUUCCAUUCCAUGUACUACUACUCCUACCCACUCAUGCUUUGCCUCCAGCUCCUUCAAUUCUUCAACUUUUUCAGUCAAACUCAAUACCCAGUUUCUGGGUACCCGAAGUAGGCUGGGUCGGGUCAGACCCUUUGGUCUUGGACCCUCCAAUGGCUCCAGAGCCAAGUGCUGGUUCAAGUUCGGUAAAAACGGUGUAGAUGCUGAGGGUGCUGGAAUCUAUGGAAGCCAAUCCCGUGAUGAUUAUGAUAAAGAUGAUGUUGAGCAGAUGGGAGUGGAGAAGCAAGUUCUGAGGGCUGGAACUGGUCCAAAACCGGUAGCAGGUCAGAAGGUUACCGUUCACUGCUCCGGUUAUGGAAAAAAUGGUGAUUUGAAUCAGAAGUUUUGGAGCACCAAGGACCCUGGGCAGCAGCCUUUCACCUUCAAAAUUGGCCAAGGUUCUGUCAUAAAAGGAUGGGAUGAAGGUAUCCUUGGAAUGCAAGUUGGAGAAGUUGCUCGUCUGUGGUGCUCUCCUGAUUAUGCUUAUGGCCCUAGUGGAUUUCCAGCCUGGGGUAUACAACCUAAUUCAGUUUUGGUCUUUGAGAUUGAACUACUAAGAGUUGGAAUAUCUGCAACUCUAUACGAUAUUCUAAGUAACUUGCUUCGCCUCAGGAAUAUACAAUUAUCAUGAAAAAUGUUGUAUUCAAAUCUUGUAUUUCAACUACAUGGGAAUGCUUGCUGUUGAGGGUACGUAUGAUAAGAUGAAUGCUCUUUUAAGCCAAAAUAUCCACCCAGUAGAUAUUCUAUUGUUGAUGGCUGCCUCAGAAGGUGACAAGCCGAAAAUUGAAGAA